Cucumis sativus (cucumber) is the source of this 3496-nucleotide messenger RNA. RefSeq names its product pentatricopeptide repeat-containing protein At4g28010. The transcript has 2 exons. Lineage: Eukaryota; Viridiplantae; Streptophyta; Magnoliopsida; Cucurbitales; Cucurbitaceae. The coding region runs from base 247 to 2415 and encodes 722 amino acids. Gene Ontology annotation, molecular function: protein binding. The record is from RefSeq and is a predicted model, not a curated record.
UGGGAGUUAUCCACCUCUCUCACUCGUUGUUCCAUAUGGGCAAUAGAGCCCGUCAAACUAUCUCUACAUGGGCAAUAGUGAUCCAUAGAAACCUGAAAUAGGUCAAGGCCAAUUCACACUUAAUCCAAAAGUUUCAAUCUUUAUUUUUUAUUUUUCAUUCUGCCGCAGCUUUUCUGUUUGUGUUUGUCAUGAUUCAUAAACACUGAUAAUAUUAUUUCGAAACGAAUUUGAUUUCGUUCAAAAACCAUGAAUUCUCAAAUCCAUCUCCUCAAACGUUGCUCUGCUCGAGUUCUUCGUAUCCACCCCUUUUCUUCGACCCCUUUGCCAAAUUCUGUUUCCGAUAUCGAUUCCCACUUAGUUUCCCUUUGCCAAAGUCUUACUCCACGAAACGCCAACCACGCCUUUUCUCUCUUUCAUAGUGCCAUAGCUUCUAAUUCUCUUCCUUCUGGGUUUACCUGCAACGCACUCAUGGCUGCUCUCACCAGGACGAGAAAUUACCCAAUGGCUUUAUCUGUUUAUGGUAAGAUGACUUAUGCAAAUGUUUUUCUGGGUUUCAGAUCACUUUGUUGUUUAAUCGAAUGCUUUGUUUAUACUCGUGAAGUGAAUUAUGCGUUUGGGGUUCUGGGGUUGAUUAUUAAACAGGGUUAUGUAGUUAGUACCUUUGUUUUCAAUGUUAUGCUCACGGGGUUGUGUCGAAUUGGGGAUGUAGAGAGAGCAAUUGAGUCGUUUCAUGAAAUGAAAAGAUUUUCGGUAUUACCAGAUGUGAUUACUUAUAAUGUGCUCAUGAACGGACUUUGCAAGAAUGAGAAAUUUGAAGAAGCGCUUCGAUUUCUUGACGAAAUGGAGGUGAUUUGCCAGCCGAAUAUGGUGACAUAUACGACCAUGGUGGAUGGGCUUUGUAAGGGUGGAAGAUUACAAAUAGCAGAGGGUUUAUUGGAGAGAAUGAAGAAGAAGGGAUUGCAAGCGGAUGUUGUUAUGUAUAGUGCAGUUAUAAGUGGUUUUUGUAACAAUGGAAAUUCCUCUAGGGGAAAAGAACUCUUCAAUGAGAUGCUAGAGAUGGGAAUUUGUCCUAAUGUAGUUACAUAUAGUUGUUUGAUGCAUGGUUUAUGUAAGGAAGGGCAAUGGGAGGAAGCAAAGGCAAUGCUGAAUCUUAUGACGGACCGUGGUAUUUGCCCUGAUGUUGUCACUUAUACAUGUUUGAUCGACGGGCUUUGCAAAAAUGGGAGAGCUAAGCAAGCCUUGAACAUAUUAAAUCUGAUGCUAGAGAAAGGUGAAGAACCUAAUACUGUCACUUAUAAUGUUCUUCUAGAUGGUCUGUGCAAAGGGGGACUAAUAGAGGAGUCCUGUAAAGUCAUGGAUAGUAUGAUCAAGAAGGGGAAGAAUCCUGAUAUUGUUACUUAUAAUACUUUGCUCGUAGGACUUUGCAAGGAUGGGAAGGUUGAUGAAGGAAUUUUACUUUUUAAUUCAACAUUGAAGGAUAACUGCCAUAUUAAACCUGAUAUUGUCACCUUUAAUAUGUUGAUUCAAGGGCUCUGUAAUGAAGGUCGUGUUGAGGAGGCUGUGGAGAUCUUUAAUACAAUGACAGAACAAAGAAUCUAUGGCGACUUAAUGACUUUCAAUUUACUAAUUGGAGGUUAUCUCACAGCAGGAAUGAUCAACAAGGCUAUGGAAAUGUGGAAGCAUGUAUUAAACUUGGGGUUUGUUCCUAAUUCAAAUACCUACAGUGUAAUGAUUAAAGGACUUUGUGGCUUGGGUAUGAUUAGCAUUGCUAAAGGACUUUUUGGCAGAAUGAGAAUACAUGGGCCUAAUCCAACUGUGAUCGAUUACAAUACAUUGAUUUCAUCCAUGUGCAAGGAAGGUAGUAUAGAACAAGCUAAGAGGUUGUUUCAAGAAAUGAGUAAUGUAAAUCUAGAACCAGAUAUUAUUACAUUCAAUACCAUAAUCAAUGGAUCUCUAAAAGCUGGGGAUUUGUCGUAUUUCCAAGAGCUACUAAUGGAAAUGGUUGGAAAAGGCUUAGCUCCAGAUGCUGUAACAUUUUCAACUUUAAUUAAUCGAUUAUCAAAAAGUGGUCUGAUGUCUGAAGCUAAAAUUGUUUUUGAGAAAUUGAUUGCUUGUGGCUUGACUCCAGAUGUCUUUGUAUAUGAUUCCUUACUAAAGGCAUAUCGUUUAAACAAUGAAACUGCAGAAAUUAUUGGCUUGCUCAACGAUAUGGCCAAAAAGAGUGUUGUUCUUGACCAAGAAUUAACUUGCACCAUCUUAACAUGCCUUUGCCAGAGUUCAGAUCAUGCUGCUAUCUUGGAUUCCCUGCCAAACUUUUCACAACCAACAUCGGAUGGAAAACAAAUAACAUGCAGUGAAUUGUUGCUUAGACUUCAUAAAUCUCAUCCAGAGCUUAAGUUACCUGUUGAAAAUUAAAGACCAAAUCUAAUUUCUUAAGAUCAGACUUGGUAUCUUAUCAUCUGUUCUCUGCGAGUCCUUUAUUCUUGCUAUUUCAUAUCCUUGAUCAAGGUUCACCUCCCAAACAAUCUUUUUCAAGAGGAUGUGCUCAUGGUGCUACUAAAGAAUGGUGGACUAAUGGGAGCGAGUGUGGUUCAAUGUUCCAUUGCUAUGGUGUUGACAGUGUCGAUCUAUGAUGAGGAGUCUUGUAUACAUUUAUAGCAUUUGAAGAGGAUGUUCAGCUCUACACUUCUACAUUUAUCAUCACUCUUGUGGGAAGAAUUCUGUUGGUCCAUUGGGAUAAGGCUAUGUUGUGUUUGGCCCCCAUCUGCAUUUCUCAGCAACAUCUGUUGGGCAUGUUCCAAAUCCAGAAGGGUAGAAACUGUAAAAGGUAAUCAAUGCUUUCCACUUUCUCUUUAUUGGUUUGAAGGCAAAGGAGAGGCAGGUCGCAUGGCGUGGAAAUGAAUUUACGACAUGUCUAUGAGUGAUCGUGAUUCUAAAAUGAUUCAUUUUUGUGAUUUUUAAAAAUCACUCUAUAAAAUGUUUUUACAUAUUCAAAAUCAAUUUUUACAGCACUGAAGAAAAAAUGUGUUUACAAGUUUCAUUCAACAUGACAAAAGUAAAUUUAGUUAUUUCAUUAUCACUCGUAAACAUGCACUUAAAACUGGCGAUAUAUUUAAAACAGAAACGUUAUCAAAAAGAUCUCUAGGAUGAUCUCUAAGAUUCCACAGUUUUGCUGGGAUUGAAGACAAGUUAGGAGAUUUUGCUACGUCAACGGAAGAAGCUAAGUUCUUGUUCUUUGUUGUAAGCCUGUGAUUUGAAAGAUGAUUUUUUUCUAUUGAAUUUAGAACUUAAAUAACAUUAUUGUACAACUUGUGUGUGGAAUAGAUCUUGUUCGGCCUAUAAGUUAAAUAUCUUACCAGUCAUCUUAGCAACUAAAUAUUAAUAGGGUUAGAUGGUGGUUGUUUGAGAAUAGCUGAGACGUUCACAAGUUAACAUCAACACUCUUUUUUUACAUUUAGUGAUGUUACAACUUUAGCUUUGGUAGACCCAUUCAAAA